Molecule: messenger RNA, 8839 nt
Organism: Oncorhynchus kisutch (coho salmon)
Lineage: Eukaryota; Metazoa; Chordata; Actinopteri; Salmoniformes; Salmonidae
Product: ABC transporter G family member 20-like
Exons: 21
Coding region: 217-2307 (696 amino acids)
Biological process (GO): transmembrane transport
Cellular component (GO): membrane; ATP-binding cassette (ABC) transporter complex
Molecular function (GO): ATP hydrolysis activity; ATP binding; ABC-type transporter activity
Source: RefSeq, a predicted model, not a curated record
CAGGCACCAACACGCAUCACAGGUCAUGCAUGCAUGACGCUUUCGCUGCCGAAUUCAUGGUCAAUUGUAGGAUAACUGCGCUAGUUGGGCGAAUCGACAGAGUCCGACAUGCUCCGUUUUGGACGUGCUGUGAAGCGGAAGUUGGCAGGCUCUCUGUAAGUAGGCUACUAAACGUCUCCUUGAGGAGAAGGACUAUUACAGUUGGCGGAGGGAAGGAUGAAGGCAGACGAGGAAGCUCCUCCCCCCUCCCCGGGGCUGGGGGGUUCGGCGAUCCGGUGUCGGGAAGUGUGUCGGUCGUACGGUGAACUCAAAGUCCUGAGUAACCUCAACUUGACCGUACCACAGGGACACAUCUACGGCCUGCUGGGUCCGAGUGGGUGUGGGAAGACCACACUGUUGAAAUGCAUUGUGGGAACACUGAAGAUCUCCCGAGGGCACAUCAGCGUGUUGGGGAAGCCGCCCGCAUUUCCUGGACACCAGGUCCCUGGGAGGAUGGUGGGGUACAUGCCACAGGACCUGGCGUUGUACAAUGAGUUUACCAUCAGUGACACCCUGACGUUCUUCGGAAGGAUCCACGGCCUGUCAUCUACGGACACCCAGGCACGCAUGGACUUCCUGGUGGACUUCCUGGACCUACCUCAGAAGAGCAAACUAGUCCGAAAUCUCAGCGGAGGGCAGAAACGGAGGGUGUCUCUAGGAGCAGCCUUACUUCAAAACCCCCAGUUAUUGAUUCUGGAUGAACCCACAGUCGGGGUGGACCCUGUGCUGAGAGCCAAGAUCUGGCAGCAUCUAGUAGAGAUUGUGAAAACUGGAAAAGUAUCAGUCGUCAUCACCACUCACUACAUCGAGGAGGCCAGGCAAGCCAACGUGGUGGGUCUGAUGAGGAAUGGCCGACUGUUGGCCGAGGGACAUCCAGAAACCAUGAUGAAACAGCACAAUGCACCGACCCUGGAGAAAGCCUUCCUGCAGCUGUGUGAGACCUCAGACCAGGUGGGCUCCAAACACAGCACCUCCCCUCUGGGCGGGGUCCUAGAGAGCAGCCAAUCAUUCGAGAGCGGCCGGGACGAGAGUCUACCAAUCCUGGGAGCCGGAUCGGGACCAGUAGAAGAGCUGCCCAAAUACUCAGCGGACUGGAAGGUACGAGUCAGGCAUGUGAUGCCAAAGUGGAGGAACAUCGCAGCUCUGAUUAUCAAGACCACGGUGCGGAUGAAGAGAAUGCCAGGGUCCCUGUGUUUCCAGUUCCUUCUGCCAGUCAUCCAGAUCUCUCUGAUGUGUCUGUGUAUCGGAGGAGACCCCAAAGGAAUACAGGUGGCUGUGGUCAACAAUGAGACCUCCUCCAGCUCCUAUAGCCAAUCCCUGCUCUCCUUCCUGGACAACUCCAGCGUGCAACAGGUGAACCUGUCCCAUGCUGAGGCUUUUGCAGGGGCCUAUAAUGGAGAGUACUGGGCCGUCAUCGGGUUUGGAAAGAAUUUUACCAGCUACCUGACCAAGAGGAUGAUCCAGCGGCAGGUCUCUAAGGAGGUGGUGGAUGGAGGGUCGGUGCACGUCUGGUUGGACCUGACCAAUCAACAGAUCGCCAUGAUGCUUCAGAAGAAACUAGCCGAUGCCUUUGAGGAUUUCGUCCAGUAUAAGAUGGGGAGCAUGUCUUACCUGGUCUCUCUUCCUGUCAAGUUUGAGGAGCCCAUCUAUGGCAGCAUGAACUCAGACUUCACCACGUUUGUGACGCCAGGAGCCGUUCUGAGCAUCACUUUCUACCUGGCAGUGGGCUUGACGGCUCUGUCCUUUGUGAUAGAGAGGAAGGAGGGGCUAAUGGACAGGUGCUGGGUUGCAGGUGUUAGUUCGUUGGAGACUGUGCUGGCCCAUCUCAUCUCCCAGCUGUUUGUCAUCAGCAUCCAGGUCAUUCUACUACUGCUCUUAAUGCUGCUCGUCUUCAAGAUCCCUAAUGAGGGGAGCCUGGUGUUGGUUAUAGCUCUGAUUGGGCUGCAGGGUGUGACUGGCAUCUCCUUUGGUCUGGUCAUCUCAUCUGCCAUCGAUGACGAACAGAACGCCAACCAGGCUGCCCUGGGUAUCUUCUACCCCAACCUCAUCGUCAGUGGUAUAAUCUGGCCUGUGGAGUGCAUCCCCUAUCCACUACGUUACAUCAGUCUGGCCCUGCCCCAGACCUACGCUUCUGAAGCCCUACGAUGCAUCAUGUACAGAGGCUGGGGUCUCUCCAGGAUGAUGGUGUGGCGAGGCUUCGCUGUCACCCUGGGCUGGAACACUUUCUUCGUCAUCCUGGCCAUCAUCAUCCUCAAGCUGAGGACCUGAGACGUCUACCCGGGGGGGAGGGGGGGCUUCCUAGUCUCAGGAUGUCUGUGUCGGGGGACACUGUGCUUUAAGGGAGAAAGUGCUGGUUUUCCAGAGUUCAUCUUGCAGACAGACCCUCACCCACACCGACACGCACAAUCACACCCCCUCCUCCCCCCUCCUGCUUGCCAACUAGCCAACCCUGAGAACCAGAGUCUAUGGGUGAAGGACUACUAGGUGGGGCAAAUCAUUCCAAAUCUUGCAGGUAGAAAUCUACUUCAUAGAAAGGAUAGCGUUCGCUAUUCCAUUAGAGAGUUGUGGCUGCUCUUUUAUGUUGUCGUCUUUCAUGCUGCAAUGCUUUGAAUGUUUCAACCACCUGAAUCUGUUUCUCAACCCAGUUGUUUUACAGCCUGUUCUAUUACAUACAACCCAGCUAGCACAUUUGGUUCCUUUGAAGUUGUAGGAACGUAUGUUUUUUGGUUUCACAUUGGUUGUGGGAAGGAAGCCAUAGUUUCCUGACCGGUAAAGCUGAAACGUUCUUCAAACAUUCUGAGAAGAGAAGUUCCAGGAACAAGAUAAAUUGUCACGUCGUACUUCUCUGAACUAUCUGAGAACAUUCCCAAUGUCAAACCAGUUGGGGAACGUUACCAACAUUGAAAUGAAAUGUAGCUGUAGUUUGAACUUAUAUGAAACGUUGAAAUACAUAACGUAAUGAAAUACCAAAAUACGUUUUGUUGUUGUCAAGUUCAUUAAAUGUGCUGAGAAUGUUCCAAAGCCAAACAACUAUCCUGCACCAUUCCCAGGAAGUUGUGUGAAGGUUGUAUGCUAAAUAACCAUAGAACAACCACGCUCUCACCAAGCUCUAAGUAACAUAUGGUUCUCAGAACGUUAUGUGCUUGCUGGGAGUAUUGUCUGAUUCACAGUGCAGGGCCGGGCCAAGCUGUACUGGACUGGCCUGGUGACACGUCCACCAUAGCUGCUGAAACCAUGUUUGAAAGGAUCAUGUGAAGAUAAAAUAUCAGAGCCAGUACAGUUCAGGUCGUUGCUAUAGUGUGAAUCAGACAUCAGUCAAACGGCUGGUGGACCCAGAGAACUGAGGUUGAGAAACACUGUAGAGUAGAAGUGCUGAUCUAGGGUCAGGCCCUCCCUGUCCAUAAUAAUGAUUUAUUAUGAUGCAAACGGCUAAACUGAUCCUAGAUCAACACCCUUACUCUGAGACGCUUGAUAAUAGGGUUCCUGAUCACUGUCAUGUAUGAUCUGCUCCAGAACACACUGUACACAGUACAGGUUAUUAUAGGCCUUAGGCAUGUUUAACACCUGUUCUCAACAUAACAAUGCAUUGAUUGGAGGUUUAUAUUUAGAGUUGCUCUUGAGGGUUUAUGAAUAACCUCUUCUACAGUAUAUGUUGACUGUAUUUACACAAAUGAUAGAGAGAUAUAUUAUACUAUAUAUUUCAUAUUUUUGAGGGAACUGUGUGUAAAAAACAAAUAAUACAAUUUGAAUGUUUUUGGUAUUGUGGUGUUACUGGAUAGAGCUCUUCUUAGCUACUGGUGUGUGGGUAAAGAAUGGCCACGACAAGAAGGACUCCCGUUUCACAGACGUUUUACUGAAGGAUGUUCUCUGAUGAUGGGAAUUCCUGUUCAGUAGAUGUUUUCUACAACUGGUGGCGACACCGGCUCUGUCCAGGUACCUGGUCCGGCUCUGUCCAGGGGCUCGGCCCGGCUCUGUCCAGGUACCUGGUCCGGCUCUGUCCAGGGGCUCAGCCCGGCUCUGUCCAGGGGCUCGGUCCGGCUCUGUCCAGGGGCUCGGCCCGGCUCUGUCCAGGCAAAUGGUCCGGCUCUGUCCAGGGGCUCGGCCCGGCUCUGUCCAGGGGCUCGGCCCGGCUAUGUCCAGGCACCUGGUCCGGCUCUGUCCAGGGGCUCGGCCCGGCUCUGUCCAGGGGCUCGGCCCGGCUCUGUCCAGGGGCUCGGCCCGGCUCUGUCCAGGCGCUCGGCCCGGCUCUGUCCAGGCGCCCGGUCCUGCUCUGUCCAGGGGCUCGGCCCGGCUCUGUCCAGGCGCCCGGCCACAGAACGAUGUCCACGUCCGUGCGAUUAGCAUGCGAGCAAACCCAACUAACUGUGGGAAAACCAGACAACUGGCUAAACUCAUCAUGGCACACCCACCAACCAAUGAUCGACUAGCAGAAGGUGGACAGUAGAACCCACGGGGGAGGAGCUAUGCCAUCUGCACUACAGUAUGGAUAGAAGUGUAUUUUGAUGAACUGAAAAGCUAAACUCAAUGUCAGACGAAAAAAACUAAACUUAUUUUUGUCCUCUGCUAUUUCUAGGGGCCUCUGGGUCUGAAUUCAUAAAGCAGAGUGGAAGUGCUGAUCUAAGACCAGUUUUGCCAUUUAAAUCAUAAUGAAUAAGAUUACAUGGACAGGAGGGGACCUGAUCCUAGACCAGCCUACCAAUUCUGAGGUUAUUUGUGGAUAUGAGCUCUGGUCUCUUAUCUGUAUUUUGUUCUGUUUUGCUUCCUGUUGCCUGUUUUGACAGGAAGUGGUGACCCUGUCUCUAUUGGUUACCAGGUGAUCUAACCUCACAGUAUUGGCUUGCUGCUGAAGUAGCCUUGGCUUCUGGUUAUUGGUGGAAUGCUGUAUUUCUGGAGUCUGUUGUGUGCCUGUGCUUGCAGCAUACCCCUUAUAAAAAGGGCAGUUUGAUUGAUUGUCCUGAUGGUGAUUGCAUGGGGCUUGUCCCGUCGUGGUUGACUGUUCUGUCAGUGAUCGUGUUUGUUUAUUGGGAUCCCUGUUAUCUUUUGCUGAAGCAGCAGCUACUCUUCCUGGGGUCCACCAGAAACACACAACAUGACCAGUAACAAAACACUGGUACACUGAUAGACAAGGACAGUCAAUACAUGAAUAUACAACAAUAAAGUGUGUGUGUGUGUGUGUGUGUGUGUGUGUGUGUGUCUGUGUGUCUGUGUGUGUGUGUGUGUGUGUGUGUGUGUGUUACCUGAGAAGGUCAUCAGCUUUUAAUGACUUUUGUCUGCCCAUCACCCCCCUGCUGCUGGACAGAGUGGUGGCUGCUGGGUAAAGCCCUUGGACAUGUACCACAGCAAAGAGUAUCCAGUCAGUUCUGUUUUAAUGACAUCUCUCCAGCAUGUCCACUCAUUGUGUUUUAUUACUGCUGGUAUUAUAAUGUAUUAUUCCAUAUGUGAAUUCAAAGUGUCCAACAACAGAUAUUGAGGUCUCUUAACUUCCCUGAGGCGGGAUCAAUCCAUUUCUCUGAUCCAAUGGGAGCUCUCUAUAUAUUUCAGAGUUUCUAUUGGGUUUGGGGAUGAUUGACAGCAGCCCGUGGUAUUCCGGGGGUUCUGAGAGUUCAUAUCUUGUAUUUCUAGUGUCCAUCCUUCAAAGUCGUGCCAUUGACCACUAUUACUGACUGAGAAAUAUGUUUACACGCAUCGAACCGACAAAGUGCUGAUGACUUGAACCGACAAAAAGGCUGAAAAUAGCUCACGGCAGAAGGAGCUAGUUCACGUCACUCGGUUUGUGGUUUAUGAAUGUGAUAAUAGAGAAGGCACCAUGUUAAGUUAUGAAGCUAAAGCAUCUACACCAGCAUGUGUGUUACUGUAUGAAUCACAAUUGAUUGAUGUUUUCUGCAGAAUUGUGAAUUCUCGACCGUAAGGCAACUUUUCAAGGUGACUGCAGAAGUUACAUUUACUGUGCUUCCCAAAUGGCACCCUAUUCCCGACAUAGUGCACUAUUUUUGACCAAACCCCUAUGGGCCCUGGUCAAAUGGGCCCUGGUCAAAAGUAGUGCACUAUAUAAGGAAUAGGGUUGUCAUUUGGGGUUCAUUCUUAAACGUUCUUGUUUAACGUGGCAUAUUUUAGAAAAGUCAAGUUUGUAUUAUAGAGAGAGAGUGUUAUACAAAUCUAAUUUCAAUUGAGGAAAGUGACAUAAAUAUUUAUAUGUACCGUAUUGGGGUCAAGAGGUCAAGGACCAUCACGGCUGAACCUUGGAGUUUAUUAAGUGUUAAUUCAUGUGGAACUCCAUAUUUAUUGUGUUUCCUGUAUUGCUCACGGUCCGUUGCCUUUUAUGUGUUUGUUCGUGCUGCUAUUUCCCACAUCUUAAGGGACACAUCCACAUUCAUCUGGAAUGUAUGUGUCUUACAAAUGACAUAACAGGUGUUAUAAACACGUGUGACUGCAAAUGACUUAUAAAUGACUUGUGACUUAUCUUAUGACGACUGACAUAACACUGUCAUGACACAAACUGGAGUUGGGGUUGGAAAUCCAUCAAAUCCUUCAUUAGAUUGUAGCCCUGUUAUAACAGACAUAAUAUAUAUAUAUAUAACCUGUUAUGUCAGCUUAUGACAACUGACUUAACACUGUCAUGACACCAAACUGUUAUCUAGGUCAGCUAGUUGCCAACUAGCUUAUAGAUCAUUUUAAGACUAUUCAUGUCAUUUGUUUUGUCAAUGAUAUGUAGGCCUUAUGCCAGGGCAUAGGGUUCAGGUAACGUGUUAGCUGCCAUAAUGUAUAGGUUGCGUCCCAAAUGGCACCCUAUUCUCUACAUAGUGCACUCAUUUUUUACCAGAGGCCUAUGGGUACUGGUCAAAGGUAGUGCACUAUAAAGGCAAUAGGGUGGCAUUUGGAACACAGCCAUAGCGUCAGCUCUGCUGGUGUCUGUGACUCUAUACUUCUACCUCCUCCAUGUUCCCCCCCCAAAGGGCCUUUUAUAUAUGUAUCCAUACCAGACCUGGGUUCAAAUACUAUUUGGAAUCUUUCUAAUCAUUUCAUCCUUUGCUUUUAGCCUGUCUGGAAUGCGAGAUGGGCGGGGUUUGCAGUUUUGCAACUAUUCUAUUGGUUCCAUUGUGCCAGGCAAACAUGAUCGAGCCCAGCUAAAGGAUUUUAAGUUACUGUAUUUUGAAUAUACUGAACAAAAAUAAGCGCAAGAAGUGUUGGUCCUAUGUUUUAUGAGCUGAAAUAAAAGUUCCCAGAAAUGUUCCAUGUGCACAAAAAGGUUAUUUCUCUCAAAUUUUGUUCACCAUUUUUUUUUACAUCCCAGUUAGUGAGCAUUUCUCUUUUGUCAAGAUAUUUCAUCCAUCUGACAGGUGUAGCAUAUCAAGAAGCUGAUUAAACAGCAUGAUCAUUACACAGGUACACCUUGUGUUGGGGACAAUGAAAGGCCACUCUAAAAUGUUCAGUUUUGCCACAGAUGUCUCAAGUUUAGAGGGAGCGUGCAAUUGGCAUGCUGACUGCAGGAAUCUCCACCAGAGCUGUUGUCAGAGAAUUUAAUUUUAAUUUCUCUACCAUAAGCCGCUUCCAACAUCAUUUUAGAGAAUUUGGCAUUCCGUCCAAUCGGCCUCACAACCACAGACCACGUGUAACCACGCUAGCCCAGGACCUCCACAUCCGGCUUCUUCACCUGUGGGAUCGUCUGAGACCAGCCACCUGGACAGCUGAUGAAACUGGGUUUGCACAAAAAAAUUAUUUGUGCACAAACUGUCGGAAACCAUCUCAGGAUAGAUCAUCAGUAUGCCUGUCGUCCUCACCAGGGUCCUGACCUGACUACAGUUCGGCAUCGUAACCCACUUCAGUGGGCAAAUGCUCACCUUCGAUGGCCACUGGCACACUGGAGAAGUGUGCUCUUCACAGAUGUAUCCUGGUUUCAACUAUACCGAGCAGAUAGCCGACAGUGUGUAUGGCUUCGUGUGGGUGAGCAGUUUGCUGUCAAUGUUGUGAACAGAGUGCCCCAUGGUGCUGGUGGUGUGGUAUGGGGAGGCCUAAGCUACGGACAACAAACACAAUUGCAUUUAUUGAUUGCAAUUUGAAUACACAGAGAUACCGUGACGAGAUCCUAAGGCCCAUUGUCGUGCCAUUCAUCCGCCGCCAUCACCUCAUGUUUCAGCAUGAUAAUGCUGAAUCCAUGUCACAAGGAUCUGUACACAAUUCCUAGAAGCUGAAAAUGUUCUAGUUCUUCCAUGGCCUGCAUGCUCACCAGACAUCUCACCACCCAUUGAGCAUCUUUGGGAUGUGUGUUCCAGCUCCCGCCAAUAUUCAUCAACUUCCCCCGGCCAUGGAAGAGGAGCGGGACAACAUUCCUCUGGCCACAAUCAACAGCCUGAUCAACUCUAUGUGAAGGAGAUGUGUCGCGCUGCAUGAGGCAAACGAUGGUCACACCAGAUACUGACUGGUUUUAUGAUCCACACCUUACCUUCUUUUAAAAAGGUAUCUGUGACCAACAGAUGCAUAUCUGUAUUCCCGGUUAUAUGAAAUCCAUAGAUUAGGGCCUAAUUUAUUUAUUUCAAUUGACUGAUUUCCUUAUAUGAACUGUGACUCAGUAAAAUCUUUGAAAUUGUUGCAUGUUGCAUUUAUAUUCUGGUUCGGUGUAGUAUUUGUACCCAGGUCUGAUCCAUACUCCUCUGUGACGUCAUGUAUAUGCUGUGACAGCAAACGUGCUGAACCCAGGUCUGAUCCCUACUCCUCUGUGACGUCAUGUAUAUGCUGUGACAGCAAACGUGCUCUAAAAUACUCUUCAUGUCUCUGAAACAAUAAAACCUUCAUGAGUAACGUG